Molecule: messenger RNA, 2202 nt
Organism: Conger conger (European conger)
Lineage: Eukaryota; Metazoa; Chordata; Actinopteri; Anguilliformes; Congridae
Product: neurogenic differentiation factor 1-like
Exons: 2
Coding region: 162-1226 (354 amino acids)
Biological process (GO): regulation of DNA-templated transcription; nervous system development
Molecular function (GO): protein dimerization activity
Source: RefSeq, a predicted model, not a curated record
CGAAAGCAUAGCUGGCGAUUAAAUGAUCUGGGGUGAGUUCCCCGGUCGCGACAUGUUUUGAAAGUGCACGGCAAAGCUUAUUUCAUGCACAAUUUCAAGACGUGCGUUUUUCAAGAGUAUCACUAAAGAUAGCCUUCUCUACAAAUAACGGGGGUUUGAUCAUGACAAAGUCGUACUCAGAAGAGGGCAUGAUGCCAGAAUCCCAGGACGCAGCAGACUGGAAUGACGAGUGUCUUGGAUCACAGGAUGAAUGUGACAUGGACAAGAAAAACGGGGAACGUAUAGCGAUUGGGAGGAAUUGUGACCAUGUCUGUGAAGAUGCGAGUAGACUUGAAGAUGAUGAUGAUGAGGAGGAUGAGGAAGAGGAAGAGGAAGAGGAGGAAGAGGACGGUGACGACCAGAAACCUAAGAGGCGCGGGCCCAAGAAGAAGAAAAUGACCAAAGCUCGGCUGCAGAGGUCUAAAGUUAGGCGCGUGAAGGCUAAUGCGCGGGAGCGGAACCGCAUGCACGGGCUCAAUGACGCGCUGGAAUGUUUGCGCAAAGUUGUUCCAUGUUAUUCUAAAACCCAGAAACUGUCAAAAAUAGAAACACUGAGGCUUGCGAAAAAUUACAUUUGGGCUCUUUCCGAGAUCCUGCGGUCAGGUAAAAGUCCGGAUGUGAUGUCAUUUGUGCAGGCUCUCUGCAAGGGAUUGUCUCAGCCGACCACUAAUUUGGUAGCUGGGUGUCUCCAGCUUAACCCGAGAACGUUCCAUCCGGAACAGGGUCAGGAAUUGCCCUCCCACAUGCAGACAGUAAGUGCUUCUUUCCCUGCGCAUCCCUAUUCGUACCAAACCCCUGGUCUUCCCAGUCCUCCGUACGGUACAAUGGACAGCUCCCACAUCUUUCACGUCAAGUCAAGCUCCUACGCAAGUGCUCUCGAGCCCUUCUUUGAAACCCCGCUGACGGACUGCACGAGCCCCUCGUUUGACGGACCCCUGAGUCCACCAUUGAGCGUGAACGGGAACUUUUCUUUCAAGCACGAAGGAUCUUCAGACUUCGAAAAGAACUACGCUUUCUCCAUGCACUAUCCGGGCGCAGGUCUGGCGGGUGCGCAGGGUCACGCUUCUCUCUACGGAAGCUCGACGCAGCGCUGCGAGGUCCCCAUGGAAACAAUUACGUCAUAUGACGGCCAUUCUCACCACGAGAGACUCAUGAACGCACAACUGAACGCUAUAUUCCACGAAUAGUGUUUUAUUGUUGUUCAGAAACGUUCAGAGACUGAAUCGAUCAGUAUCGGGGUAUUUGUGACGCGAAAGUGCAGAUAUUACACGCGUAAACUAAUGUAUGUAUGGUUUCUACUGCCUUUAAAAGAACCGAGGAUGCAUAUUCCCAUUCACACUUGUAUUAUACUUUGAACUUCUGAGCAGGGCAGAAUGGGACAUUGAUGUGACCAUUUUCAGAAUGCAUAAAUCAUGUGGGUCAUGUAACAAAAUCACAAGCAAUAAUUUGGAAGCUAUGCAAUUUCUAAAUAAAUAACGGGCCAAUUAAUUAAAUGAAUAUAUAUUUUUUUCAACCAGCAUUUUACUACUGAUCGAUCUCAUACUGGUUGGCAUACUGAAUUAUUAUAUCGUGAUUUUGUACAUAAUUGUUAUUUAAACUUUAUAACCUCGAUUAUCUGUUUUAUUCCAUGUUGCUUCAUUAAUGUUUUAUAAAACGCAGCUGUAUUUCUUGGUAACACACAACAGUAAAUUGUGAUAAAGACAUGUAUUAAGUGGACAGAUUUAUAAAAUGGCCUGAUGCCUUGGUACUUCUUUAACUGAUGCAAGGUUGCACAACAUCUCAAUAUCAGACCCUACAAAACUGAUCAAAAUGUCCUGAAAAGGAAUAAUUGCAUAGGCUUUUAGACAGGGCAUUAAAUGUUCUACUGUCCCCAGAAAUAUGCAUCCAGUAUGUUUUUGUCAUUUGUCUUUUUGUUCACGACAGGCUUCCUUUUAAUACAACGUGGUUAUAAAUGAAGUAGUGGGUCUAAUUUAAAACUAAUAAAAAAUAAACAUAUGAAAUCACCUGAUGACAUUGUUUCCCUGGCUAUUGUUAUCGUACAGUUGUAUUAUUUUUUUUUUUUGCAAGUGCAGUUGAUGGCGUCACUUCUGUUUGUACGAUGCUGUCGAGGCAAAGUGCUGUUUAAGUAAAAUGUCAGUUCAAAUAGAAUCAAUUCCCAUGUAA